This is a messenger RNA of Pseudocercospora fijiensis CIRAD86, 840 nucleotides long. RefSeq lists its product as uncharacterized. The record is from RefSeq and is a predicted model, not a curated record. Lineage: Eukaryota; Fungi; Ascomycota; Dothideomycetes; Mycosphaerellales; Mycosphaerellaceae. The transcript has 2 exons. Bases 1 to 840 code for a protein of 279 amino acids.
AUGUCAGAAUCCGCUGAUGCACCGGCGGACACGCUCUUCAGACCCGGUAAGCGAAGGAAAGUCUUCCGCAAACGCAACUUCGACGACGACCACGAGGAAACCGCGGUCGGAACUCAGCUCCCAAAAGAGGCAAAGGCGAGCCACAGCGGCGGUCAUGUCGAAGAUUCAACUAACCUAUCGUCGGUGGUUCGGCGACCAAACAUCAAGAAGUAUGGCAUUGGUUUUGGCGGCAUUGGGAAUCCAAGUGUGGUGAAAGAGGCUUCGUCCACCGACAAUGCUCUCGUCCCCAGCGAAACCCAGGUCCCCGCAGCUGCGCAGGCCGAUCGCUUCGUUAAGCCGAUGGGUAAAGCUGAAGUGAUCGAAGAUAAGCACCUCAAAAUCCUCGGACCAGAGCAGGGAGAAAGCUCGGCCAGAUUUAAGCCAAAGACCCCAUUAACCCACGCAGAGCGGAACAAGGACUAUCUGACGCGUGCCCAACGCAAGCAGCAGAAGGCCAUGCGCAGACAACCGAAGAGGGGCGAAGACGAUGUCGUUCGCGACGAUAUGAUUGAUCAAAUCUUCCGAGAAGGCCAAGUCCCCAUGUACGACCAGGCUCAGUCGAAGGCGGAAACUUAUAGCGACGAUGGGCUGGAUCAUGAUGAGGCAGCUGCUCGAGCUUUCAAGGCUCGGUUUCUCGCUGACAUGGAGAUGCAACGCAGGCGCAAGCCAUCCUCUACGUCUGCAACUACCAAAAGCGCAGCACCGGCAUCCACUGGACCUAAGCUUGGAGGCAGUCGCAGUAUGAGAGAGAAGAUGAAAGCGCUUGAGGCGGCCAAGGAGAAGACUGGCGUAAAGAAGUGA